UGUUACAAGGACUGUUCAUUGUUUACGAAAUCGUUUACGUACAUUACCUAAUACCAAUCAAUAUCAGUACAGCAUCGUAUUUGAUAACUUGCAGUAAAUUCCACAGAAGAACUGCAUUAAAAUGUAUCUUUUAACAGAAAGUAUUGUUCAUUACUUAGUAGUCGUUAAAUGUGUUCAUUGUACUCCCCCUAAGCGCCCAUAAUGUGUCGCUGGGGCGUCAGAGUCAGUUGCCGCGCAAACAGGAUAAGGGCAAGACUGAAAUGAUAAACACAUAAAAAUAAUUGAUCUCUUUUUGGGCAUUUAUUAUAAAGGUACUUAAAUAUGGAGUCUGAAGAUGACAUUCGGCCUCUGAUUGAGGGGGAAGUUUUAGAGAACGCUACAUCUCGAGAUCUUUAUUUAGAAUUGAAUACUCAGAAAAUUCAUACAGAUCCAGAAUUUGAACAGGUAGUAUACGGGUACCGGAGGAGCAGAUGGCGGACCAACCUGGUGCAUUUCUUCUCGGUGCUGUUCUGCGGGAUUCCAGCGUUAUUGUUCCAUUGGUGUCCCACCUGGUACCUUUACGCGACCUGCACGAGGGCUUGCUUCCAGCUUGCGGACCAAGUUUUAGUGGUGGAAACAUACCAGAAGAAAUGCAAGACAUACUACAUACACAAAAUUAUAGAGAAGACAAUAGCAGACACAAGCGGAUUGCUGAACGAAGGUUUCGCCGAUGAGGCCGGCGAGAAGAUACCGCACAAGGUUGGGGACCUGUACACGCCGCUCCACCUGGAUGAUGGCACCACACUCAACGUGGACAGCUACCGCUACUUCAAGCACAAAAAACAGUUUCUUGUAUGGGACGGGUCGCGAGCGCAAUGGGCUCUACUGACGGGAGUAGAGAGCGGUGCCACAUGCGCGCAGCUGCACGCCAUGGGAGCUGUAUCGCCUGGUGCCGAGAAACGAGCGAGAAUGUUAAACAUCUACGGUCUGAACGAGAUCAAAGUCCCAGUCCAAAGCAUCAUGACGCUCAUUCUGCUAGAAGUGGUGAACCCUUUCUACGUGUUCCAACUGUUCACUAUAGCCGUGUGGCUGGCCGAGCCGUACUAUUAUUACUGCGGGGCCGUGGUGUUAAUGUCUACGUUCGGUGUGGCCACGUCUGUCAUACAGACCAAGAAGAACCAGGAAAGCCUCCGCGCCACGGUGGAAGCGCACGCAUCUGUACAGUUACUCGACGGACGGGACGUGGACUCCCGUGCCGUAGCCCCGGGCGACGUCAUCACGCUGCCGCCGCACGGCUGCGUCAUGCUGAGCGACUGCGUACUCCUAGCCGGCUCCGCUAUCGUCAACGAGAGCAUGCUCACGGGUGAAUCUGUCCCUGUGACCAAAACGGCGUUAUUGCGAGUGGACAAGCCAUUCCAUUUCAAGGAGCACGCGUCCAGUGUCCUUUUCUGUGGUACACGCGUCAUUCAGACCAGAUAUUACAACAAUGAGCCCGUUAGAGCAUUGGUCCUGCGAACCGGGUACAAUACGAGCAAGGGUCAGCUGGUCCGCAGUAUCCUCUACCCCACGCCGGCCGACUUCAAGUUUGACCGGGAUUCCUACAAGUUUAUUAUAAUAUUGGCGGUCAUUGCUUUACUGGGACUUGCUUAUACUGUGGCUCUCAAGGCGUACCGUCACCUAACUCCCGGCGACAUAGCCAUAAAGGCCCUCGACAUAAUAACCAUAGUGGUGCCGCCGGCGUUGCCCGCCGCCAUGACAGUAGGCCGGCUGUACGCGGUGUCGCGGCUUAAGCGCGCGCGUGUGGCGUGCCUUAAUACUAGAGCGGUGAAUGUGAGCGGGUCGCUGGACUGCAUAUGCUUCGAUAAGACCGGCACCCUCACCGAGGACGGCCUCGACAUGUGGGGCGCCAUCCCCGUGAGCUCCGCCGUCUCCCCGCCGCGUCUGUCGCGGCCCGUGCGGGACCCGCGACAGCUCAACGACCUGCACGACCUCAAGCUCGGCAUGGCGGCCUGCCACAGCCUCACCUUACUCAACGGGGAGCUAGCCGGGGACCCGCUGGACCUUAAGAUGUUCGAAUCGACCGGUUGGACGUUGGAGGAGCCGGCAGUGCCCGAGACGACCAACUAUGAACUGCUGACACCGACCAUCGUGCGACCGUGCAGGACAGCCAACAUCAACGUUGACGAUGUCCAUCUGCCUCUAGAAGUGGGAAUAGUGCAACAACACCAGUUCGUAUCGUCCCUCCAACGUGCCUCGGUAGUAGCACGAAUAUUGGGCGAAGAUGUCCUCAGGGUGUACUGCAAGGGCGCGCCCGAGAUGAUCCGGACGCUCUCCAAGAAAGACACAGUACCCGAAGACCUGGAUGAAAUCCUCCACUUCUACGCGGAAAAAGGGUACCGCGUGAUCGCAUUAGGCACACGAAUGCUCGAGAAGACGCAUAGAGAGCUGCAGAAGAUGACGAGAGAUGAGGUAGAAUGCGAGCUGGAAUUUCUCGGGCUGGUCAUAAUGGAGAACCGUCUUAAGCCGGCCACAACCCCCAUCAUCCAUGAGCUCAAAGAGGCCAACAUACUGGUCGUCAUGAUCACUGGUGACAACAUCCACACAGCGGUGAGCGUGGCCAAAGAAUGCGGCAUUCUAGCCCCGGGCGAGCGCGUCGUGCAUCUCUGCGUGGAGAGCAGCGGGCUCGUUCCCGUCGUCUGCUGCGAGAGCUCCAAGCAUGGGGCCCCUAUAGGAAGACGCACUGCACUAACUAGAUCCUGGCGUUCCGUGGACAGCGGCCGAGGCUCCUCCCGGAGUGCCCUGACAGACUCAGAGGCCCCAGCUGAAGACCCUAACUAUAAGGUGGUCAUGACUGGAGACACGUGGAAGGUACUACGCGAGCAUUACCCGCAACACGUGCCGCGAGUGAUCGAGCGCGGCGCCGUGUUCGCGCGCAUGUCCUCCGACCAGAAGCAACAGCUAGUUACUGAGUACCAAGCGCUGGGGUACUAUGUUGGCAUGUGCGGCGACGGCGCCAACGACUGCGGAGCCCUGCGCGCCGCGCACACCGGCGUGUCGCUCUCCGAGCUGGAGGCCAGCGUGGCCGCGCCCUUCACCUCCUCCGACCCCGACAUCGUCUGCGUGGCGCGCGUGCUGCGCGAAGGCCGAGCGGCCCUAACUACCAGCUUCGGAGUCUUCAAAUUCAUGGUAGCAUACUCCUUAACUGAAUUUUUCUCUGUCGCGUUUCUGUAUUAUUUCGACUCGAAUUUAACUGACUUCCAAUUCUUGUACAUAGAUGUCGCUAUGAUUGUGAAUUUCGCGUUCUUCUUCGGCAUGACUGAGGCUUAUAGGGGUAAACUAUGUAAAAUACCACCUCUAACGUCUCUACUUGGAUUAGUACCUUUAGUAUCAUUAAUCGGCCAGAUGAUUCUAAUUGGCGUAGCGCAGUAUUUCAGCUAUUUCGCUUUAACUUUCUUCCCGUGGUAUGAGAGGCAUUUAUAUGAAGGUGAGGAGGCUAACGAGUGUUGGGAGAAUUAUGCCAUUUUCACAGUUUCGAUGUUCCAGUAUAUAGUCAUGCCUAUAGUGUUUUCACACGGCGCGCCGUAUAGAAGAUCUGUCGUCACUAAUAAAUAUCUAAUGAUCAGUGUGAUUAUAAUGACCGCUAUAUCGAUAUACAUAACGGUUGCCCCGGCGAAAUUCUUAGCAGAGUUUUUACAAUUAAAAAUGCCGAAAGAUAUCUUACUAAGUUAUAUAAUUUUAGCUAUAGCCUCGUUCCAUUUUGUGAUAGCGGUGUUUUUUGAAAGAGUAAUUGUACAGUAUCUUAUGGAAAGGAAAGAGAUGGUACCGAAAUGUUUGAAGGAGAGAAGAGUUAGGAAGACUCCGCAUCUUAUGAUAAAAAGGGAAUUGACAGAUUUGGACUAUUUGGAAUGUGAUAGUGAGGUAAAGUUUGUGAGAGAGGGGAGCUCGGGCAAAUGAGGCUAACUAUGUUGUAACGAAUCGUACAAAAAUAUUUCUUUGAUGGCUUAGCCAUAUAUUUAAACAAAGAAUUUAAACUGAUAUUAUUUAUUUUUCGCCGUGCGCGCAAGAAAUAUUUGUCGUUUUUAUUAAAUAUUUUGUGUAUUCACAAAUCGAUGGUUGUAGAUCGAUAUUAAGAUAACAUUACGAUUAUCGUAUAACGAUUGUAUUUACCAUUUGGUAUUAUUGUAAGAAUCAUCUUCCAUUAUUUUGACAUAUUACCUCUUCACCGACGGAUAUUACUUUUAAGUAUUAUAUCAUUUCCUAUAAACAAAAAGAAACAUAAUUUUAUUGCAUAUUGUUUAACAUGAAUUAACAUUUUCAAUGCCAACUGUUCCAUUAUGAACACACCUAGCGUGUCCUUUGCAGUGAACGUGCUAAUACGUAUAUUUUGUAUUUUAAUUUAUUUACAACAUUUAUGUAAUAAUAAUUUCGUGUAUUUUCAAUGUAUUAUUAAUGUCAAUUGAAAAAAACUAUUCGCAAACCAUCCAAAGUUCGCUUAUGAGAUCUAUUAUGACAUUUUUAUUCAACUUUAAUGUAUUUUCGUGCAUUUUUGCAUAACCCUUGCAUUCUUUAUGUCACAGUAUUUUUAAUCGUUGUUACGAUUUUUUCUAUGAAUUUUACUAUUAACAUUAUUUUAAUUUAACAUAGUUUUAAGUUUAAGCACAAUGUGAUAGUAUACCGGACGUACACAAAGAUGAGUGCCUUAUGAGUUUAUUUAGUAAUUAGAAUAUUAUAUUAUAUGUAAGAGAAAAUAUGAAUACAUUCCGAAUAUAUCGUUGGUGCUGUGCAUACCAAAUGUUAGACUAAUGCUUUUAUCUAAUCAAUCUUCCAUCCUGUUCUCAUCUGCGAGAGACGGGUAUGUAUUAAAUACGGUUAAUAAAAAGUCGUGUUACUUCAGAAUAUACGGACAAACAGAAUUUAGACUAGAGGCAUAUUAUUAAAGUAAAUUAUGUAGUCAGUACAUUUACUGCCAUCUUUCGACACAAAUGAAUAACACGUUUAGAACGCCACGUGGCUUUGAUUCUUAUUUUUUCACUGAUAUGUGUUAAAUGUCAAAAAGUAUCGCCAUCUAGUCGAGAGUAGGCUAAAAGUAUGGCGCUAUCGCUCGAAAAGAGGGCUCGAUUUGGCCUAAUUAUACAUAUCGUCGAGUAGAUGGCGAUACUUUUUGACAUUUAACAUAAUACAUAUCAGUGAAAAAAUAAGGAUCUAAGUCAAAUGGCGUUCUAAAAGUGUUAAUAAUUUGUUUCGAAAGAUGGCAGUAAAUGUACUGACUACAUAAUGUACGUUGACAAUAUUCCUCUAUUUCAAAAUCUAUUUGAUACGGAGCAAUAAAAUACAAAUAAAACUAACUGCGGAAAGUAUACCACCGCGCUCCAAGUGGUAGAGAGACAGAAAACGUAGGUAAUUUCACUCAUUUCGGCUUUCGAAACGUCACUGUAUUGUAUCAAAUUUUGAAUUGAAACUAGUGUAAUCGAAUUGUUUAGCAGAUCUUAUGAAUUAUAAUAAUUUCUUAUGACUUUGUUAUUGGCGGCUGAAAGGACCUUCGCACAAAUAAUAUGAAUAUUACACAUAUUUCGUGUCUUAAUUUAGUCCACUUUUUGAAUAACUAAUUAACUUUUGAUAUUUUUGAAUUGUAUUUAUACAGGCUCGAUAGUUUUGUGAUUUUCUAACGAGUGAUGAUAUUAUGAAUGUGAGUUAUGAAAUUAAUACUUCGAGUAUAAACGUAUAGUAUACACGACACAUGAGGUGCCGUACCGUAUUCUAUACAAUUUUAUUUUUAUUUUUUCUAAAUAGUUAAGUAAUUAUAACAGUUUAAACAGAUUUUCCACUUUCAUUACAUCUAGUUUGUGAAAGAUGGUAUACCGUAAUAAUCAUAAAUUCUCUAGAAGCAUCCACUCCACUAUGGGUCUACUGGGACCCAUAUUUACAAUAUCGGCUUGAUUCUCUUGGUAUUAAGUUAAAUUUUGGUUAAAUCAAAUGGAUUAAAAGUAUUAAACCAGAUUGAAUUAAACAUACUUAAACUAUCUUACAAUGACAAACUAAAUGUAAUAAUUGUACGUGAUGUAAUACCAUUGAUACCUUCGGGUAUCAAUAGUAUCUCGUGGAUACUGUGUAGUGAGCAAAAUAUUUCAGUAAUAAAAAGUAAUUUAAUUUAU
Molecule: messenger RNA, 6131 nt
Organism: Cydia splendana
Lineage: Eukaryota; Metazoa; Arthropoda; Insecta; Lepidoptera; Tortricidae
Gene: anne
Product: polyamine-transporting ATPase 13A3-like
Exons: 19
Coding region: 322-3933 (1203 amino acids)
Biological process (GO): polyamine transmembrane transport; intracellular calcium ion homeostasis
Cellular component (GO): membrane
Molecular function (GO): ATPase-coupled monoatomic cation transmembrane transporter activity; ATP binding; ATP hydrolysis activity
Source: RefSeq, a predicted model, not a curated record